Messenger RNA from Sinocyclocheilus rhinocerous, 3221 nucleotides. RefSeq names its product GRB2-associated-binding protein 1-like. Gene Ontology annotation, cellular component: cytoplasm. The coding region runs from base 493 to 2721 and encodes 742 amino acids. NCBI's taxonomy places the organism in Eukaryota, Metazoa, Chordata, Actinopteri, Cypriniformes, Cyprinidae. The record is from RefSeq and is a predicted model, not a curated record. The transcript is spliced from 12 exons. Gene Ontology annotation, molecular function: signaling adaptor activity. Gene Ontology annotation, biological process: signal transduction.
GGAAAGUAUCGUCGUUUAUGCUUGUCAAUCAGCAAGGAGCCGUGGGGAGUGAAACUGGAGGGAAGGUCGACGUUCGGGACGGAUUUCUAGUUCAAAAAGCACUUCAGUGCCAAUGCGACCAUAAUGUUUUGGAAAAAUAAGGAAAAACUGUAUAUAUUUUCAAGGAAACUGUUUUGGUUUACUUUGAACUAAAGUAAAAAUCAAAGCUUUCACUACGCCGAACUUGGCGAGUAUUACUCGCUGCCUCGUUGCAUUUCAGCUUGGAAAAAAAAAACGAAACAGCGGAUGAUUUACUCCGACAAAGUGUGUAAACUAAAAGGGGGCUCAACUACAGACGGAUAUUGCUGUGUUUAGACAUAUUGUGUUUGAUAUAUCAGAGGAGAGGACUUCAUCCAGAGGAGUUUCAAGAGCCGUGUCGCUCUGCUGGAAACCAGGAGUGACGGUUGAAACACGAAACCUAAAGCGCGUAUUUUCCUGGAAGGUUAGAAGAAAAUGAGCGGAGGAGAAGUGGUGUGUUCGGGGUGGCUCAGAAAGUCUCCACCUGAAAAAAAGUUACGGCGUUAUGCAUGGAAGAAGCGAUGGUUUGUUCUGCGCAGUGGGAGGCUGUCAGGAGACCCAGACGUGCUGGAGUAUUACAAGAAUGACCAUGCAAAGAAGCCCAUCCGCGUGAUCGAUCUGAACCUGUGCGAGCAGGUGGACGCCGGUCUCACAUUCAACAAGAAGGACCUGGAGCACAGCUUCAUCUUUGACAUCAAGACUAUCGACCGGAUCUUUUACCUGGUGGCAGACACUGAAGAGGAAAUGAACAAGUGGGUGCGCUGCAUCUGUGAUAUCUGUGGCUUCAACCCCACCGAUUCGGAAGACUCUGCAAAGAUCUCUCACCAAGUAAAUGUGCCAGGCGGUAUGGUGGUGGAUAUGGCCCCUAGUGGAGGGCCAGGAGGAGCCUUAGGGGCUUCUGCACUGGCCAACUUGCCUCCUCCCUACCAGCCUGUCAGCAUCAGACCCUUGGGGUCCUCCUCCAGUCUGGAUGAGCCUCAGGACUACCUUUGGCUGCUCAAUUGUGAGAGCAAGAAACCAGAGCCUAACAGGGCCCAUGGCGAAUGCUCCAAGUCUACCUCCUCCGAACCCGACUGUAAUGACAACCUCCCUUCCCACCACACUCCCACCUCCUCCUCCUUCAAGCACACCUCGGUCAAUGGUUUCUUUCCUAGCCAGCAUGGUGCUGUCUAUGAUUCUCCUCCUCCGCGCGGGCAGUCAUUGUCGGCCGACUCACAGGGCCUGUACCACCUACCCCGAAGUUACUCUCAGGACACUGUGCUGCUGCCGAAGUCGGCAUCCUCCCCUCUGGCUCCUGACGGUGAGCCCGGUGAACUCUAUGUCUUUAACACACCUGGUCGUAAACCCUCUUUAGAGGCCCAGUUGCGGAACUUGUCAGUUAGCUAUGAUAUUCCACCAACACCUGGAAGUAACUGCACCUACCAGGUUCCCCGUACAGCUGGGAUAGAGGCUGUUUCAGGGGCCACAGACGUGGUACCGCCCCCUCGUCCACCUAAGCCUUUACUGACCACUGGAUCAGUCCCACCUGAGCGCUCACCCACGGACACAUAUGUGGUGCCACGGUCGGUGUCUGAGACUGACGGAAAUUACUGCGUGCCAUCUAGUGCAGGAGGGAGCAAAGCACUAAGGAGCAACACCAUUAGUACGGUGGAUUCUUCACGUAUGCGUAAAGAUUACGGAUCUCAAGACUGCUAUGAUAUACCCCGUCCCUUCCCCCCAGAUAAAAGUUGCUCAUUUGAUUUUAACGAAAGCUUCAACAACUAUUUUAAGAAUAAAGGUAUGGUGCCAGUAGGAGGUGUUUCCACUGAGGAGAUGGAUGAGAACUAUGUGCCCAUGAGCGUCCACUCUUCCUCACAUCAGCGCUCCAGCAGCCUGUCAGAACCCAUCCAGGAGCCCAACUAUGUGCCCAUGACACCGGGCACAGUGGAGUUCUCCUCCCUCGGAAAACAGGUGCCUCCUCCAGCUCACAUGGGCUUCCGCUCCAGCCCCAAGACCCCACCACGUAGACCGGUGCACAUGCCUGAAUGCCAACCGCCACCCGUAGACCGCAACCUCAAACCUGACCGUAAAGGUCAGAGCCCUAAAAUAAACAGAGCAGUCGGUCUUGAGCGAACCGACUCCCAAACCAUAGGUGAAUUCUCAAGACGGCGUAAGGUUAAGCCGGCCCCUUUGGAGAUCAAGCCUCUAGCUGAGUGGGAGGAGUAUACGGCGCCGGUCCGUUCCCCCGUGACCAGGUCCUUCACGAGGGACCCUUCUAGGUGUACCACGGCCCCCAGACCAUCCUCGGGGCAUAGCACUGCCUCCAGCAGCGACUCCGACGACUGUGAUGACAAUUAUGUAACCAUGCAACACGCUAAUAUGUCUACAGAUGAACCAAACAUGAAGCUAGGAGCACCUAUGAAUGCUGAUGGAGGUGGCAGUCCCAUGGUAAAGCCCAAAGGAGACAAGCAGGUGGAGUACCUGGACCUCGACUUGGACCCUGGGAAAUCGACUCCUCCUCGGAAGAAGAAGAGUAAUGGGACUGGUAUUUCAGCAUCAGACGAGCGGGUAGACUAUGUGGUGGUGGAUCAGCACCGAACGCAAGCACUGAAGAGCACACGUGAGGCCUGGAGUGACGAACGGCAGUCGACGGAGCAAGAUCCCCCCAUCAAAGGGGCCAAAUGACACCCAUCUCUUUCCUCUUUUCUGCAAGGUCAUGACUCGCAGGGGCCGAGGAACGGAGGACGCUGCAUAUGCUCUGAACCUCCUAUCCGGCCUCCACGUUUGAUUUUAGAUACAGCUGUGUGACAGCACCUAGGUCACAGCUCCCAGAUCAGCUAGUUUACACUGCUUCCUGCUAGACGACAGCACCCGCGCAGGGGAGAGCUGAUCCGAGGGAUCCUCAUGUAUAAGCGGACAGACUCCAGGUAGGAUGGACCGCACUCUGCACACAGGGGCUGAAGGACUCGCCGAGCCUUUUUGGCUGAAAGCCUAGUGAAAAAUACGCUAACAGAGCAGCAUUAUUCAUACUACAUGGAUACACACUGCCCCCCCACUCAUCAACUCAGACAGUUUCAGAUUUUUUUAUAUUGUCUUUCCCACAUCGUGGUGAUAAAGCACAUUAUUCCAUGGGCUGGGGUGCAUCAGGUCUGUUGAAUUUGUGUCCUCAAGGGCUUUUUUUUUUU